UUAUCCUCGAAAUCGCUCGAAUGUCCGGUUCAAAUCAACUUGUCAGGUGACAGCGGGGUUGUGAAUGUUGUGUAGUGCUUUAGUUUUGCAAAUCAUGAAUGGAAUGUUUCCAUGUAACAUUACAUUUGCCUAACGGAGUAUUAAUUUAAUUUGCAAGAAAAGUACAGUAAAUGUAACACUGCGUUAGUAAUAUUUGUAGAAAGAUAAUAAUGGAAUUGGUUAAUUUCGAGGCAUUUAUAGGGAGCUCCGAAAAACUUACUGAAAAGCUCGACAAGUUCAUCAACGAGCAUGGCUCAAGAACAAACUUCAAUGAGCUGAAUGAUGAUCUCAGGAAAAGGAUUUGGUCUCAACUAUUCACUGUACUCAGCGAUGACGAAUAUGAUUCUUUACAUGCCAUGACUCUUGCAGCUCUGCGAAUACUCAGCCGAGACAAAACUAACAUUGAUGAAUUAGUGACAGAGGAAAGAUCAGGACUCUUGUUGAAAUUUGCUGAUCUAAUCAACGUCACUAAUAAUCAGCACAUACCUUCAAGCUCUGCACGCAUGGUCGAAGCGUUAAAACUCCUAUGUAAUUUGAUAUAUAAUAGUAAGCAGGUGAGGACCUUUAUCAUACAGACAUCUUGCCUCUCACAUGCUAUUCAACGAAUAAGUAAACACCGAAAUGAAUUAACACAUGAGGGAAUACUGUUCCACCUGAGGCUUCUUUUCCUUGUCACUGCUCUCUGUAUUAACACUAGAAAUAUUGUUAAGAACGAGCUCAAUGGUGAUGUUCAUCUUAUAGAGAUACUUGCCGAUAUCGCAAGAAAGUACAAGACUACAACUGAACCUAUUCUCAAGAAAGAAGACGUGUCUGUUGCCUGUGAAGUUUUGAAAGUCCUAUUCAACUUAUGCAUCGGAACAAUUGACGAGCAAACAGAGACCGAGAAGUAUAAAAAAUUAGUUUCCAUUCUACGUCAGCUACUGUUUCAUGAAACUGUUGCAAAUGAAAACGAAAUGAAAUCGCACGUCAUUAAUUUGUUAACAGCAGUACCGACAACGUCAUAUAGUUCAUUAAUUCCACCAGUCCAAAGUGAUAAUGGAGACCAAAUAGUGUAUCGCGAUAAGAACAUGACUGCCGUUUCUGUAAUGCUUGCUUUCUUGAAUCAGCGACUUGGUUCCGAGGCUGAUCUGACAGAAAAUAUCUCACCAGUUCUCACCGUUCUGAUACGACUUUCUAAAGCUGAGAGCUUAGCUCGCAAGUACAUCAGAUUACAGAUACUUCCACCGUUAAAAGAUGUGAUGAAACGUCCUGAAGAGGGGACAACAAUUAGAGCUAGAAUGUGCCAGCAACUGACUAGCCCGCAUACGGAUUUGCGAGACUUGGUCGCAGAGCUCAUUUUUGUACUUUGUAAAGAAAAUGUUGGACGCAUGGUGAAAUACACAGGAUAUGGUAAUGCAGCUGGGAUGUUUGCAAACAAGGGACUUCUGGGUGGUCGCCAAUCAAAAACGAAUUAUUCUUCUGAAUCUGAGGAUAGCGAGACAGAUGAAUACAUCAAAUAUAAGGAACGAAUUAAUCCAAUAACUGGCUGUUAUGAGAGUCCAAAGCCUAGUCCAAUGGAGGGAAUGAGCGAAGAACGAAAAGAAUAUGAGGCACUGCAACUUGCUCAACUCAUGGAUAAACUCACAAGGGAAGGAAUUGUGCAGCCCUGUCGUAUCGGAGAAGAUGGCAGGCCUAAGCCAAUAGAACAUGUCCUCGAGUUACAGUCCGAUCCGAACUAAUUCAAAGCUUCAAAGCUUUUAAUUAAUUCAAAGCUUUCUUCACCAUAGAAAAUAUUUAAAUUAUUUUUGAUAAGAUUGUGUAUUACCUAUGCACCAUGAAUCGGCUUUUGAUUUAUGAAUGUCUAUCAUUUCGCUUGUUCUUGGUGAACUAAUAAAUGUUACCCUGAAUCUCGAUAAUUUAUUAUGCACACAUCAUGAAUUGUUUUCAUUAUUGAGUAAAUAAAUGGCAGUAAAACUGGGAAUGCA
This is a messenger RNA of Athalia rosae (coleseed sawfly), 2003 nucleotides long. It is a transcript of the gene ric8a, whose product is annotated as synembryn. Gene Ontology annotation, molecular function: guanyl-nucleotide exchange factor activity; G-protein alpha-subunit binding. Lineage: Eukaryota; Metazoa; Arthropoda; Insecta; Hymenoptera; Athaliidae. The transcript has 10 exons. Gene Ontology annotation, biological process: G protein-coupled receptor signaling pathway. Gene Ontology annotation, cellular component: cytoplasm. Bases 210 to 1757 code for a protein of 515 amino acids. The record is from RefSeq and is a predicted model, not a curated record.